This is a messenger RNA of Triticum dicoccoides, 1440 nucleotides long. RefSeq lists its product as uncharacterized. NCBI's taxonomy places the organism in Eukaryota, Viridiplantae, Streptophyta, Magnoliopsida, Poales, Poaceae. The record is from RefSeq and is a predicted model, not a curated record. Bases 181 to 1341 code for a protein of 386 amino acids. The transcript has 2 exons.
UCCAAUCGGACGGAUAGCUGUCGCGUCCGGGACCGGGCCGGGGGGCGCCUGGCAAGCAGAACCUACCUGAGAGAAACCGCCGGAGAAACUGGAGGGAGGGCGAGGGACGGCGAGGGCGAGGUUUCCCGGAGCAGGCAGAGGCAGGGAGGAGCACUCCAAAAAUCUCAAGUACUACUGGCCAUGGACGAUCCUGCUGCUCAGCCUCCUGUGGUUGCUGCUGCUCAGGCUCAGGCUCAGGCUCAGGCUCAGGAUAUCACGCCCUUGGUUAAUUGGGUCCCAGUGUUUGAACGAAGCAAAGCAUCGGUCUUCCUCAUCCAGUUUACACCAGUAAGACGUCGGGUGAAUGAAGCCCGGGUUAUCGCUGGGGCAGCCGGCUCCAAGACUCGAGAGCAGCUGAACGCAAUUUUCGCAUCACGGUGGCUAACAGAAACUGGCAUCUCCUCGCACAUAGAUGGCGCCUACCUCUACAUUCUCACCACCGCACACAUUGUGGAUCAUCUGUUCCAUGCGGUCUACAGGCCAAUUGAUCCAGCCACGGUGAACCGGCUCUUUACAAUCGAGGUCACAUGUUUCCAUGCCGAGAGAGACUUCGCAGUUAAUAGGAACAUGGUCGGGGAUCGCACCUACACGCCGGCGACGGUCUGCGGGAUUGACUGCCUGAGGGAUUUGAUGAUGCUGCGCGUCGAUCGGGCAGAGCUGGCCGUGAGGGGCGUCGGGCAGCAGAGGGUGCAAUGCACACGGCAGCACCCGGUUCUGCAGUUUGACGGAACACGCGAGUUUGGCAUGCAGUGCAUGCUCGUUUCGUGGCCUGCCUUCCGUCCCUGCACCUUCGCCACGGGCCUUCAGUGCCUCCACCGGUUUCUGACUGGCAUGAGCACCAACCCAGUUGGGUAUGAUAUGGAGCUGCUCGAGGCUUACAUCGGAUCCGAUCAGGGGUCCUCGGGAGGCCCUCUCUUCAACGCCGCUGGCCAGGUAAAGGGUAUUCUACACGGAGGGAGUGGGACGCACUCACAGUUCAUUUUGCCCGGAGAUAUUCUACCUUUCAUCCAGAACAAUGCCCCCCCUCAGCCACCUUCAACGUCAUCUUCAUCUCCCCGGGGUCCCAGAGGAGGAGGAGGAGGAGGAGAAGGAGGAGGUGGUCCCAAGCGCGGUCCUAACAAAGAUGACAAGUCGGGUCCAUCAGAUCCUCCAAAGCGCCGUCGGAGUGUCCGUGACAAGGGCAAGGCCACCGCUGCAUGGGGAUCCGGCCGGCGGAGGUACACGCUCAGAUCCCACGGCAAGGGCAUGGCCGUUGGUGCAGGUGGAUCCGGCCAGAAGUAUCUGCUUAGACCCCGCUCAUGAUCAGUUACUAGGUUGCUUCAUUCCCAGGCCAGAGGAUACUCAUGCGAGUGGCCACGAUGCACAUCUAGAGUUAGUAGGCUAGCUGAAUGAUGAAACACA